This is a messenger RNA of Argentina anserina (silverweed cinquefoil), 495 nucleotides long. RefSeq names its product MADS-box protein AGL24-like. Gene Ontology annotation, molecular function: protein dimerization activity; DNA binding. The record is from RefSeq and is a predicted model, not a curated record. The coding region runs from base 1 to 495 and encodes 164 amino acids. Lineage: Eukaryota; Viridiplantae; Streptophyta; Magnoliopsida; Rosales; Rosaceae. The transcript is spliced from 2 exons.
AUGGAACAGAGGAGGGCUCGCAAGAAGAUGUAUCGAGAUCGAAAGAUGAACAUAUUUAAAAAGGCGGAUGAACUGUCCAUACUCUGUGAUACUGAUGUUGCUGUGAUCCUGUUCCAACCAGCUGACGAAAGCACUACUGCUCAACCAGUUGCAGAAACUUGGCCAAAAGAUCCUACAGAAUUCAAGUGCAUAUCGGCAGAUACAAGAAUUUCGAAAGAGGACAGAGGUAAGAAGAAGCUGCGUGUUGAUAAUGAUGAGAACAUAAAUUCCGAAGAGGCAAUGAGGAUGCAGUAUGAGUUUCACACAAAUGGGCAUGCUGCUGGAAAAGAUGAACUGUACAAGCGCGACAACGAAUUCAGGAUUGGAUAUGAUGAUCUUGAGCUGGCAAAGCUUGCUUCACUAGAAGCUAGGCGAGAUGCUAUAACAAAGAGGAUUGCUUCAUUGGAGGCAGCUCCUGCGUGCAUUCCAACUCCUGUACUUUAUCACUUUAUUUGA